Magallana angulata is the source of this 1249-nucleotide messenger RNA. RefSeq lists its product as uncharacterized. NCBI's taxonomy places the organism in Eukaryota, Metazoa, Mollusca, Bivalvia, Ostreida, Ostreidae. The transcript has 12 exons. The coding region runs from base 36 to 1115 and encodes 359 amino acids. The record is from RefSeq and is a predicted model, not a curated record. Gene Ontology annotation, molecular function: oxidoreductase activity.
AUCAGACGAUCCCACAGAACCAAUAUUGACCCGAAAUGGCGACAGAGGGGGACAUAGUGAUUUCCAAGACAGAGUUGCAUGACUUUGCUGUUCGUUGUGUUGUUGCAGCGGGGGCGGACCCAAACCACGCAACAGAUUUGGCGGAUGUUCUGCUCACCGCGGAUUAUCGAGGUCACUUCAGCCAUGGGAUGAAUCGGCUGGAAAUGUAUUCGAGCGAAUUGCAGUCCGGUGUGUGUCGAGGCGGUGGUGCAUCGCCGGAGAUUGUCCGACAGACAGUAGCCACAGCUCUAGUGGAGGGCCACAAUCUGUUGGGACCAGUUGUGGGGAAAUUUGCAGUUGAUUUAGCGAUCCAAAAAGCCAAAGAAGCUGGUAUUGGUAUGGUCACGGUGCGAGGAUCAAACCACUUUGGUAUGGCUGGUCAUUAUUCCUUAAGGGCAAUGGAGCACGGGUUAAUCGGAAUGUCUUUCACAAAUACCUCACCUGUCCUAAAUCCAACCAGAUCUAAAGAUCAAGUGCUGGGUACCAACCCCAUUUGUAUGGCAGCGCCCGGUAAAGAUGGCGACAAUUUUGUCCUAGAUAUGGCUACCUCCAGCGUUGCUUUGGGAAAGAUUGAAAUCCAGGAGAGAAGAAAUCGCCCACUACCACCGGGAUGGGCGGUUGAUGCAGAUGGAAAAGAAACAUACGAUCCGAAAAAGGUCAAAGGUCUUUUACCACUGGGAGGAACAGAGGAGAGCAGUGGUUACAAAGGGUACGGGUUAUCCAUGAUGGUGGACGUAUUAACGGGAAUACUCAGCGGGGGGUCAUUUGGACCUCACAUCCGGUUCUGGAAGGGAGCAAGUCGAGUCGCAAAUUUGGGACAUUGUUUUAUUGUGUUUGACCCCAAAGCUUUCACAGACGAUUUUGAGGACAGGAUGAGUGAGCUCAUCGACUACUGUAGGCAGCUGGAGUCGGUGGAGGGACCAGAUAAGCCUGUUAUUGUAGCAGGAGACAGAGCCAGAAAACACAUGGAGAUGUGUGAUAAACUCGGGGGCAUCCCCUACCACCCCAAACAGGUGGAUUUUAUGAAUGAGAUGGCGAACAAGUUUAACAUAACACCAGUUAAACCUUUGACAUGAAGACUUAACAGAAACUGAAAGAACCCCAUAGCAAUUUAUCAUAAAAUCGUUGAAUUUAGAUUACAAUUUCGUGUAUCAUAUACACGUCCAGUUACUCGGAAUUGAAAUAAAAUAUUUUCUAUAGAAAUUAUUAA